CAUUCGCUCUGAAACAUUUUUCAUUUAGUGAUCGUCUCUUGAACUGUUCAGGCGCAAUAAAAAAAUUCAACCCACAAUCAACCAGUUAUAACUCGUGCUACAGAUCUUCGUACAUUCAAUUUCAGUCCGUUACCUUCACUGAACUAUAUAGACAAGAAUGUCUACAAUUCGUUUAAAAUCAUCCGAUGGUGUAAUUUUUGACACCGACCCGAAGGCUAUGAAGUGUUCACACCUCAUCACACAGAUGCUCGUAGAUUGUGGCAUUGAACCGGGAAGCGAAACGUGCGUACCGUUGCCGAAUGUGAAAGCAUUCACUUUGGGGAAAUUUAUAGAAUGGGCCAAUCAUCACAAAGACGAUGUACCACCGAAAGACCCCAAUGACAAAAACUAUGACGAUUUAGAGGAAUGGGACGAAAAUUUCUUGAAAGUUGACCAGGCCUCGUUGAUUGAACUAAUUAUGGCAGCGAAUUACUUAGAUGUAAGGGACCUGUUCGAGAUGGCAUGCAAGACAACCGCUGACCUAAUCGCGGGCAAAAAUACCGAAGAGAUUCGCGAAACGUUCCACAUUAAGAACGAUUUUACUCGUUCCAACGAGAAAGGAAUGGGUAAGGAGAUAGUAUUUGCCAACGAAAAAAGUGAUAAUAGUUGACGUGUGCAACGGUAUCGUUUCAGUAACAAUAGCUUUGCAAACUAUGCCAAUAUUUUGUCGUAAGUUUAGUGUAAACCAGUCCUGUCUUUUCUCGCCUAUAAUUUGAACAGCGCCUUUGUAUUGUAAUUUUAGCUUUAAUUCAAUGUUCACCAUUUUUUGUGCUAAAUAAAUCAUUUCAGAACC
Messenger RNA from Bradysia coprophila, 832 nucleotides. Its product is annotated as S-phase kinase-associated protein 1-like. The record is from RefSeq and is a predicted model, not a curated record. Gene Ontology annotation, biological process: ubiquitin-dependent protein catabolic process. Lineage: Eukaryota; Metazoa; Arthropoda; Insecta; Diptera; Sciaridae.